This is a messenger RNA of Solea solea (common sole), 2041 nucleotides long. Its product is annotated as dual specificity protein phosphatase 14. The coding region runs from base 190 to 756 and encodes 188 amino acids. Gene Ontology annotation, biological process: protein dephosphorylation. Gene Ontology annotation, cellular component: cytoplasm. Gene Ontology annotation, molecular function: MAP kinase tyrosine/serine/threonine phosphatase activity. The transcript has 2 exons. The record is from RefSeq and is a predicted model, not a curated record. NCBI's taxonomy places the organism in Eukaryota, Metazoa, Chordata, Actinopteri, Pleuronectiformes, Soleidae.
ACUCCGUGCUCUUAUUUUGGUAAAGGUCACAUGACUUAUUUCUGUCCCACCAAAAUUAACCCUUCAUGUGAUUGGCUGGAACACUUGACACACACAACCAUGUACGGUGUGUGUGUGUGUGUGCGCGUGUGUCACUUUCAGCAGUGAUCAGAAGAAGACACAGUGUCCGUGAAGGGGCAGGUUGCUGUCAUGUCCAUCUCUCAGAUCACGCCCACCCUGUUCCUGGGCGGAGCCGACUCCUCCCUCAACGCGGCACUCGUGUCUCAGAAAGGCAUCACCCUGAUCAUCAAUGCCACGCUGUGCCAUGCCUGCCCCGCCUACCCAGGGGUGGAGUUUGUGCGUGUGCCCGUCUCUGACUUGCCCAGCGCGCGCCUCGGAGACCACUUCGAUCGAGUGGCCGAGCGUAUCCACGGCAACCGGGCAGGCGGCACGCUGGUGCACUGCGCGGCCGGUAUGAGCCGCUCACCAGCGCUGGUGAUGGCGUACCUGAUGCGUUUCCGGGCCGUGACGCUGCAGCAGGCGCACCGCUGGGUCCAGGAGAGCCGGCCCUACGUCCGCCUCAACUCCGGCUUCUGGGACCAGCUGCUGCAGUACGAGAGGCGACUGUACGGGAAAAACACCGUCAGAGUGGCCGCUGCCCCCAACAUGAUGUCACCGCUGAUGACUGCAGCUUCACCUGUGAUGAGCCGCCCUCAGAUGACCUCUGCCGUCAAAAGGUCAAGAAGAAGAACAAAAUCCAGCAGCGUUAACGUCUGAACACCAUUACCCACAAUGCAACUGCACUCACUUGCAGGAAAGUGACGUGUGUAAAUCACUCACUCUGCCAUACACACACACUCACGCACUCUGACACACACACACACACACACACUCACUCACUCACUCUGCCACACACACACGCACGCACUCUGCCCCCCCCCCCCCCACACACACACACACACACACGCACUCACUCACUCUGCCACACACACACACACGCACUCAUUCACUCUGCCACACACACACACACACACACACUCACCCUGCCACACACACACACACACAUACAUGUUUUCAGGACAUAUCAGGACGUGUGAGAAAAACGUGACAUAUGAGGACGUGCCUUUCCCAGUGACCUAGAGCCCUGGGAAUGAAAAUGCCUCUUGUGGCUGCUUUCAGGAAUGCAUUGAUCUAUUGAGAUUUCGGCUAGGGCUAUAUUUUGGUCAAACCUGAAUUUAAUGCUACUUAUGGGGACAUUGUCAGGUUUAUGUGACAAAUGAGUACCAUGACAUCAAACACUGUUAUUUCAUGUUGUGUCAUUAUAUAUGUAUAUAUACAUAUGUCAGUCAACUGUGAAACCCUUAGAUACACACCAUUUUCAGGUUUUUGUGACUUAUAAAGUCCAAGUAGGGAUAGAGUCAUAAUUUUCAAUUAUAUACGUCUGAAAUAUCUACAUAAUAAUCAUACAUUUAUAUGCUCACUAAUCAGGUAAUCUGGUAAGAACUAUCACAUGUUCAUACAACAAAAAGUGAGUCUACUUAUCAUUGUGUUGGAUUUAUGAAGCAGUAAAUGUUCAAGUGAAAGAAAAUCCUGGGAACACUUUCUGCCUUUCUUACUUUUAAUGAAAAGGCAAGCAAGGCCCAGAAUAGGCUAUGAGCAACACAGAUCUGUGCUGCAGGUCAUGCAGUACACAAGACAUGUUUGUUACAAACAAUAUUUACAUGACAAAUUACACUGUGCACCCAUAACAGGGGAUUUCUUUACAUAAUUUUAAAAAACAUUAAAAAACAUUUUCACAAAAUGUGAUGGUAGACCAGUCUCUGCAACCUGCAAUCUCUCCACUGUGUGUUGAAGCUAUACCCAUAAAGAUGUCCUUGUCGAUAUCUUCAUAAUCCGAAUGAUCGGAGGAAUCAUGAUCCGAUAUCUGAGUGAAAAUUGGAGAACAAAAUGAUCUUAAACAAUAUUAAUAGCAAGGGUAUCCGUCUCCCAACAGUACCAUUACAGUGUGCAUAACAUGGCUUUUGAAACUGAUGAGGCAUUAAAAACAAAUGAUUAAAAUAAA